AAGAUUUUUUUACUCGAGUCGGAUGAUUACAAUUAAUAAAUGAUGUUCAUAAUGGGUGGAUUAGUUGAUAUAGUUUCUCUGUUAUUACUAUGUGUUUUUGGUGUUCACUGUAUAAAAUUACCACCUUAUUUAAAGCCAUGUUCCCUAAGUGAUCCGAACUUAAAUGAAUGUUGCGUAAAACAUGGAAAAGAAGCUUUGCCGUUCCUUGUAAAAGGCGAUAGAAAAUACAACAUCCCAAAUUUAUCACCAUUGUUUCUGCCAAGUCUUUACAUGAACGUUGGUAAAGAUCUACACAUCACUAUGACGGACAUAUACGCUUAUGGACUGGAAAGAACCGACAUAGAACAAAUAAGGUUUGACGCUAAAAACAUGAAAGCUUCCCUUAAAACACGAAUAGACAAUUUGCAGCUUAUUGGAAAAUAUGAAAUGGUUGGCAAAAUCUUGUUUUUACCAGUUCAAGGAAAAGGCGAUUUCAAUAUAACUGCAAUUGACGGAGAAUAUCAGUAUGAAUUCCAAUAUACCUUAAGAAGAAAGGGAAACCAAAGCUAUGCGGUUGUAAAAGACAACGACAAAUUGAACUUCGAACUAAAAGAUGCCAUCGUCAAGUUAGACAAUCUUUUCAAUGGAGAUGACACUUUAGGUAAGCAUGUGAAUACUUUCCUUAAUGAAAACUGGAAGGAAGUUCUGAAAGAAAUAGGUGGUGCUUUGAGCGAAACUGUUCGUUCGGUGUCCAGAACUAUAUUCACUGGAUAUACCAGCAAAGUCCCUUUCAACGAAUUGUUUUUAGACUAAGUUUAUGUACUUCAACUGACCUUAUAAUGUAACGAGAAAAUAAAGGCAAUUAAAACAUG
Anoplophora glabripennis (Asian longhorned beetle) is the source of this 851-nucleotide messenger RNA. Its product is annotated as protein takeout-like. The record is from RefSeq and is a predicted model, not a curated record. The transcript has 5 exons. The coding region runs from base 40 to 792 and encodes 250 amino acids. Lineage: Eukaryota; Metazoa; Arthropoda; Insecta; Coleoptera; Cerambycidae.